AUGCGUUCUCUGUGGAUAAAUUUCAUCGGACUGGGUGUGCGCUUUGUCUUGGCGCAGGACACCUCAGCCGAACUCGACUCGGUUCUCGCUGAUGUUGCUGUCAAUAACAUCGACGAUGUCAGAGGCAACUUGUUCCUACCCGGAACUGCUUCUGACGGCCUCGCAAUCACCUGGGAGAGCUCCGACCCAUCCAUCAUCUCUGAAGACGGCCGCGUGACCAGGCAAUCCUCAGACGCCGAGGUCAGCUUGACCGCUUCCAUUAGCCAAGACAAUGUAACCCGCACACGGGUGCUCACGGCCAAUGUCCGAGCCGCUGUUGCUCUGGAUGAGUUUGAAGGCUACGCAUUUGCCUACUUUACCGGAAAUAGCAUCGCUGGCGAGAAGAUUUACUUUGCUGCCAGUGAAGGAAACAAUGCGUUGGACUGGGAUGAGUUGAACGGCGGUCAGCCCGUCAUUACAUCCACCCUGGGAACAAAGGGUUUGAGAGAUCCUUUUGUCAUUCGGUCCCCCGAAGGGGAUACCUUCUAUCUUCUGGCCACCGACUUGUCAAUUGGCAGUGGAACUUCAUGGGGCGCCUCGGUUCGCACUGGGAGUCGGUACCUCGAAGUCUGGGAAUCAAACGACCUCAUCAGCUGGUCUGCCCAGCGUCACGUCCUGGUCUCCCCUGCCACAGCGGGAAAUACCUGGGCGCCUGAAGCCUACUACGACGAUGACUUGGGCGCAUACAUUGUCUUCUGGGCUUCUUCCCUGUACGCCGAGACCGACACGGCCCAUACUGGAAGCACCUACCAUCGCAUGCUCUACGUCACCACACGCGAUUUCAUCACAUUCAGCGAUCCCGUAAUCUGGCAAGAUGCCGGCAUGUCGCGCAUCGACUCAACUAUCCUCAAGUCCAACGAUGUUUACUACCGCUUCACCAAAGAUGAGGGCGCCAGCGGCACGGGAUGCAGCGAUAUUAUCCAGGAGAGGUCGACGUCGCUGCGCGCAACUCUUGACUCUUGGACUAUUGUUGCCACUUGUAUUGGUAAGAAUGCCGGCACAAGCGCCGUUGAGGGACCUACUGCGUUCAAGUCGAACCCCAACGAUGUCAAUGGCGACAAGUUUUACUUGUUCGUUGAUGAGUACGGUGGCCGCGGGUACAUCCCGCUUGAGACUGCGGAUAUUGCCAGCCCGGCUUGGAAGGUCUCGAGCUCGUACAAUCUCCCUUCCAGUCCUCGCCAUGGAACUGUUCUCCCUGUUACUGCAAGUGAGCUAUCUGCACUCAAGCAGAACUUGGCCAAAGCGAAGCGCCAGGAAUCAGCAACAGGCGUCUUGGAGAAACGCACCAACCCUGUGUUGACUGGCCUCUACGCCGAUCCCAACAUUGCCAUCUACAACUGCUUCUACUACAUCUACGCGACGACCGACGGAUACGCCGGCUGGGGCGGCAAGGACUUUUACGUCUGGAAGUCCCCCGACCUCGUGUCCUGGUCUCGCUCUGAGAAGCCCUUCCUCACUCUCAACGGCACUUCCGGCAACGUCCCCUGGGCCUCGGGCAAUGCCUGGGCGCCAACAAUCGCCGAGCGCAAUGGCAAGUACUACUUCUACUUCAGCGGACACAACCCCACGUACAACAGGAAGACGAUUGGCGUGGCUGUGGCGGAUUCUCCCGAUGGACCUUUUGAGGCUAUGGACAAAGCCAUGAUUCUCAACAACGAGGCCCUUACUUCGGGCCAGGCCAUUGAUCCUUGCGCGUUCCAGGACCCUGUCUCUGGCAAGUACUAUCUUUUCUGGGGCAACGGCAGCCCCCUCUACGCAGAGCUGAAUGAAGACAUGGUUUCUAUCAACUGGAGCACUGUUGGGGCUCCCAGCGGCUUGCAAAACUUCCGCGAGGGAACCUUUGUCAACUAUCGCGAGGGAUUAUAUCACCUCACCUAUUCCAUCGACGACACUGGAUCUGAGAACUACCGCGUUGGCUAUGCAACUUCGGACAGCGUCGACGGCCCAUGGGUCUACCGCGGCGUCAUCCUCCAGAAGGACACGUCUCAGGGUAUCCUGGGGACCGGACACAACUCCAUUGUCAAUGUCCCUGGCACGGAUGAGUGGUACAUUGCGUACCAUCGAUUCCACAUCCCAGAUGGUGAUGGCACGCACCGCGAGACGGCGCUCGACUCGCUGACUUUUGACGAGUCUACUGGUCUGAUUAACGAGGUUGUCCCGACAUUGGAGGGACCGCCGGCGAGGGUGCUUCCCAGUUGUCCGGCAUACCGACGACGUUACCGACGGUCGUUUGUGUAG
This is a messenger RNA of Ilyonectria robusta, 2277 nucleotides long. RefSeq names its product glycosyl hydrolase. The record is from RefSeq and is a predicted model, not a curated record. NCBI's taxonomy places the organism in Eukaryota, Fungi, Ascomycota, Sordariomycetes, Hypocreales, Nectriaceae. The transcript has a single exon. Gene Ontology annotation, molecular function: hydrolase activity, hydrolyzing O-glycosyl compounds. Gene Ontology annotation, biological process: carbohydrate metabolic process. The coding region runs from base 1 to 2277 and encodes 758 amino acids.